This is a messenger RNA of Saccharomyces eubayanus, 1995 nucleotides long. It is a transcript of the gene RUP1, whose product is annotated as Rup1p. Gene Ontology annotation, molecular function: protein binding. The transcript has a single exon. Lineage: Eukaryota; Fungi; Ascomycota; Saccharomycetes; Saccharomycetales; Saccharomycetaceae. Gene Ontology annotation, cellular component: nucleus; cytosol. Gene Ontology annotation, biological process: protein deubiquitination. The record is from RefSeq and is a predicted model, not a curated record. The coding region runs from base 1 to 1995 and encodes 664 amino acids.
AUGAUGGACAACCAGGCUGUGAAGUCGCUACUGGAAAUGGGUAUUCCCCACGAGGUGGCUGUGGACGCGCUCCAGAGAACCGGUGGCAAUUUGGAGGCUGCAGUCAACUUUAUAUUUUCUAAUGAGCUGCCGGAGCAGGCGAGCACGGGUCAGCCCAUGAUCUCUGAGAAUAGGAUGGUGUCCGAUGUUGAGACCAGCACCUACGACGUUCCGAACUCUGGCGACCAGGAUAUUGAUAUGCCUGACGUGGUCGGUGGUGAUGGUGAUGGUGAGGCCUACGACGACCUGACCGACGACCAUAGCGGCUCCAGCAGCUCCAAUAGUCGCGGGCCGGACCACUACUCCAUAUCGGAUACCUCCUUGCCGCCCCCUUCGUACAGUAUAGUGCAACACAAUCAAUUCAAGUCUGCCGUGGACGACCCGACGGUCGUCUUGCCGCUGCCCUUGAACUCGCUGAUCGAGAGUUAUUUUGGCCUGUUUGCGCUGCUUGCGUCCAUGUACUUCCCGCAUGUGUUCUUGAAGCCGGACUUCCAGGAUCUGAACUAUAGGCUGGACUGGUUCAAGGGGUCAUCCUUCGCAGCACCUAGGUACAGGCUCGCCUACCGCGAGUCAAAUGACGGCUCUACCACAUCAGAAAUUGUGGUGGCCAGCGGGCUGAGCAAGGACCCGCAGCCGCACCUGCUGUGGCAGUUACAGAAGCUCAUCUCCGUGGUCAACGCGAAGGCAUGCGAAAGAGCCUUUGUCUCGGCCAAGCUGUUCACGCUGUCUUUGGAACCACAAUUGAGGUCCAAGUUGGCUGAUUCCGAGCAUCUUUACGAAGUGCUCCCCACGUUCAUCAAGUCAUUGGCAGUGGACUUGGAAAUGUGUCCGGGGAUCAGAGACCGAGAAACAAGAAACCUCUUUAUAUCAUCUGCCUUACACACUCCAGAUAAGAACGAACCGCCCAUGGAGACCUUUUUGUCUCUGUUCCAUUUUCUGCCAGAGGAAUACGAUUCCAACCUGUACAAAAUGUUUAAUGUGCUGUUGUACCCUGAGGAAGAGGAGGAGGAAGCGGGAAAUGUCGUAUAUGGCGGUGAGGGUGGGCACCAAGAUGGGGAGUACUCCGAGCCCGAGAACACGUUGAAGGAAGUGGCACCUGUGCUGACAAUACUGUUCAAUGAACUAGAAACUAAUACAGAGACAGUGACGCUUCCCAACGGUGUGGACGUUCCACUGGAAUUUUACCCGCAACUUUACACGAAGCGUUGCAAAGACCAACUAAUAAGACACAUCAUUUAUAAGCGGAAGCAAGCCCGCAUCAAGUCCAGAUCUUUACUCCAAGAGAUCAACAAUUUGAAAAGUUACCAAGGUAAAAACAUAUCCACCAUCUUAGAGUCUACGCUAGCAUAUUUGCAAGCGGACAAGAAAGAUGCUGAUAACGAGACCUCGAAGCAAAUCGCGUCAUUGAAAGACACGCUAAACUCUUCCAGGGCCGCUAAAAUGGAGGAGUACAAGGACUUGGCAUCUAAGCUGCACGGGGAAUGGAACCUCUCACACCCAGAGAUACAUAUCAUCAACACCGCCAAACAGUUGGGGUUGAUUGAAAAUCCAUACAUUCUCUCGAUGGCAGCACUAUCGCCUUAUUCCUAUUUCACUAGAGAAAGAGACGGCGAGUGGUCAUGGACACAGAGUAACACAUUGGGCACAGAAUUCAAAAUAAACAAAUGCUCGCCUUCCGCGGUUCAAGAAGCCAUCAGGCGUGGAACGAAAUUUGCAAGUGAAAUGCCUCUGAUGUUCAUAUACUGUGAGGAGGGGAAAAUCCCCACCAACGACGAAGUCGCGAAAGCUUUAGAGAACAAUACCGGGUGUGUAAAGUUUGCCAAAGAUGACCAAAAUUCAUUGAACACUUUGCGUGCGCAGUUCAACGAUAGCACUGGCAAUAUCAGUACAAACUCCGACCAAAGUAUCGACAAUAAUAAUAGUAACGAUAACGAUAACAACAACGACUCCGAUUAA